This is a messenger RNA of Laetiporus sulphureus 93-53, 1158 nucleotides long. RefSeq lists its product as uncharacterized. The coding region runs from base 1 to 1158 and encodes 385 amino acids. The record is from RefSeq and is a predicted model, not a curated record. NCBI's taxonomy places the organism in Eukaryota, Fungi, Basidiomycota, Agaricomycetes, Polyporales, Laetiporaceae. The transcript has a single exon.
AUGUCGCAGCACGCGACGCGCGCGUCGUCGACACCCAAUCUGAGUCCGACCCCACCGGGAGUCGUCCCAACGCAGAUUGGCGCCAGCACAGCUCCGCCAGCCUCGUCGCGCUCUUCAACGCCUCUGCCUGCGCUCCCGCCGUCGCAUGCCCCGCGGCAUAGCAGCUCCACGAUGUACCCUCUCUCCCCCGUCUCACCCGUAUUCUCGCCGAACCUCGCUAGGAGCGGCAGCCGCGCGCGGAGGCCAGGGAUGGAGCCCGUGCUGGAGGAUAGCAGCACCGAUCAGCGCGUCAACAGCGAGUCACGCCAGCUGCCGUCGCCGCCGGCCUCUCCUGACCAGCCCCAGCCGACUACGAGAGGAUCCCGACGUCCGAGCCUGGCGGGCAGCCAUUCUUCCUCUCCUGCGCUCCCGUUCCGGCCCCGCUCGUCCACCGUGACAGGCCCAUCAAUGCUCCUCGCGGGUGCCUUCCGUUCCAACCCACGACACUCGACCGCGCCGUCACCGCACGUUUCCUCGACCCUGCAGGCGCAUCCACCAUCCGUGCCCUCUUCCUCUGCGCAAUCGUCGCGUUCGCGCGCGACCUCUGUGGAUUUCAGUUCCCAAGCGCAGGAUAUCCGGCCGGCGAUAGACGCAUUCCGGCGGAUGAGCACCACGGACAUACGCCAGCUGCGGCCGUCCACUGCCGUUCGCGAAGACGCAGAGCGCGAACAUGCAUUCUUGCGAACGUCAGAUGCGUUGCGCGCGCCGCCGCACUACGACAAGGCAGGCCAUUCGUCCGCGCGGAAGGACGAGCCUAGAGUCGCACACCAGUCUGCGUCUACCGCGUCCGCUUCCGCGCAGGCACCGAGACCGUCGACGUCGCACGGGCACCCAGAAACGCGCUCCUACUCGCAUCAAAACCAGCCCGUCCUCGUGAAGCGCAAAGACAGCCUCGCGCUGCGCCCGAUCCCGGUCUCUCAUUUCAUGCAGCCGGGUGUCAACAGGACGCUAGGCGGCGGGUCGACACGCCCGCGCUCGAGCAGCGUGAUGAGCGAACGCUCCCUACCCCGCCCUCUUCCCCCGAUUGAUCCCAGUUCCCCGCUGGAGCUAAGCGUCCCGUUCUCACACUCUUCGGAGAGUGAGGAGGGGACCAAACGCUCCACGCACGAAUCGUCGUGA